CUCUUUUGAGGACGAAGAGAGGCCAGAGAUACAUGGCUCCUCCCUCAGUGUAAGUAAAAACAUUCCAGCCAAGUGAGAGAGCCAGCGAAUUUGAAACGCUGGAAGUCACUUCUUUUGGUCCCUUCUCCUUGUGAGCACUCUCAUGCUUACUAGAGGACAAGGACGCUCCAUAAGCAGCUGCAGCACAUCUUUUUUGAGGGUUCUUUUGUUUUGUGGAGUACGUGAAAGCGUCCCUUAUCCAAAGCCAAGAUGAAAGCCUCCAUAUUUUUCAUUCUCUUGACCAUUUUGGCUCAUUCCAGAGGCCAGUACCACUACCAGGGCCUGAUGAACUACCUGGAAAACAGGAUGAUUGCUAUGGAGGAACGCAUUGCCUUGUGGCAUGAACAGAACAACCGCUACAACUCCGACCUGAAGGAAUUCAGGCAGCAGGCUGCAGACCUGUUGGAGAAGUUGGCCAAGGAGCAUAAUAAACUGCGUUCAGACAUGGAGGGCGCAGGAGCACGGGUAGACCGUGUGGAGCGUGAGAUGGACUAUAUUGAAACCAAGAAUCCCCCUAAGCCUUGUGUGAAAGCAGCAGACAAAAUGGUGGAACAGGACGUGGUUGUCAAAGAGAGGAAGAAGGAAGACUUCUUUGAGUUGUCUGUGUGUGUGAACAUUGUAUCCACUCUAAAAGCAAUGAAGAUCCUUAAGAGGUUGGGGAGCCCGAAAGGUGUCUGGACCAAAGAUGCCAGGUCAGCAAAAGUCUAUGUCUUCAACGGCACAUCCGACAACACGCUGUAUGAAUUCAACUCAGUGAAAGAGCUCUCGGCAUCAUCAGGCGUAUCUAAAGGCAAGCAAAUCACUGUUCCCUCCGCUUGGAACGGGACAGGUCAUGCAGUCUAUGAUGGCUUUCUCUAUUACAUCAGUGAAAGUUCAGAGCUCCAAGUUAUUAAAUAUGACCUCAAGAAAGGUUCGGUUGCAGACAGUGCAGUGUUUCCCAUGGAGGACCGCAGCCCAGUGUACCAACUCAAUCCAGAGACAAUGGUGGACUUGGUGGUGGAUGAGGAUGGGCUAUGGGCGCUGUAUCCGGCCGGAGACACUAUUAAUCUUGCUAAGAUGGACUCUAACUCUCUGGAUAUAGAACAGAUGUGGGACACGGCGUGUCCAAGAAACAAUGCUGAAGCAGCUUUUAUUGUCUGUGGCACAGUCUAUGUGGUUUACAACACCAAGCCGCCGAGCCGCUCGCGUGUGCAGUGUGUGUACGAUGUGAAUGACAUGGUGAGCAGUGGCGAAGCCCCUCUGAUUUAUUUCCCAAGGCGCUAUGGGGCUCAUUCCAGCCUCAAAUACAAUCCUGAGGAGCGGCAACUCUAUGCAUGGGAUGAUGGGUACCAGAUUCUGUAUAAACUAGCGCUGAAGAAGAAGCUAUGGGCGAUAAUGCCACCACCUGAGGAAUAGUGGCACUUUUUAGCUCUUAAAGGGCUUUAUGUUCCUGGCUAUAAAAAGUUUGUGUUUUCUUUAGGGGAUAGUUACUGAAAGUGAAAAUUCUGUCAUUAUUUAUUCACCUUCAUGUUGUCAAAUCUGUAUGACUUUAUUUGUUCCAUUAAACUCAACAGGAAAAAUGUUGAAUUUUUUUCCAUUCAAUUACAAUGGAAGAGGACCAAUGUGUUUAAUCGUCAAAAAGGACACAAAACCUUCUCUGAGUCAGAACUUUUAAAUGAAUUGACUUAUCCAGUUCACAGAAUGAUUUGUUCAUGACUGAACCUGUUCAGUCAGUUUAAUUCACUGAUUCAGUUGCAGCAGUUAAUGGCUCACUGAAUUGUCAAUGUUAAACAAACUGGGUCUAAUUCUUACAUAAAUCUACCAUGACUUUUUUGUGAAACAAACAAACAAACAAAAAAUGUAAUAAAAAUAUGAAUCUGAAAAUGAUUGAGUUUUAAUUACCUGUAGUUUUAUGCUGUAAUUUGAACCCCACUCUUUAUCUACAGUAUAUUUUAAACUUAAAUUUUCACAUGAAGUUAUUGUAUGACUUCAGAAAACUUGAAAUGUAUAAGUUGUAUGGAUCUAUUAUAAUACAAUUAUGGUGGUUUAAAGGGUUAAUUCACCCAAAAAUUAAAUUUCUGUCAUUAAUUACUCACCCUCAUGUCGUUCCACACCUGUAUGACCUUCGUUUGAACACAAAUUAAGAUAUUUUUUUAUGAAAUCUGAGUUUUUUUUUUCUAAUCUCCCAUAGAAAUCAAUGAAAUUACUAUAUUCAAGGUCCAGAGAAAUAGUAAAGAUAUGGUUAAAAUUGUCAAUGUGACUACAGUGGUUGAACCUUAAUGUUAUGAAGCCAUGAGGGAAAAAAAACAAAAAUAACGACUUUAUUCAGCAAUUUCCUCUCUACCCUGUCAGUCUCCUAAGCUUUCUUUGCUUUCUUUGUUGCUUUCUAUGGGGAAAAAAAAAAAACCUCUCGGAUUUUAUCAAAUCGAAGGUCUUACGGGUUUGGAACGACAUGAGGGUAAUUAAUGACAGAAAUUUCAGUUUUUGGUGAACGAACCAUUUAAAGCCCUGUUUACACUAGUGCGUUUUUGUUUUAAAACGGCGUUUUAAAAUGAAAAUGAUCCUCGUCUACACUAUAGCGUUUCCACAGCAUUUCAGAAACGAUCUCUGUGACUACAUGUCACAUGACUGUUCAAGCACACUGGGCAUGCGCGUACAAGUGUAAACAGUUGCCUCGUGCAUGUAGGCAGCUGCAGUAUUAAAAAAAC
This is a messenger RNA of Megalobrama amblycephala (Wuchang bream), 2726 nucleotides long. RefSeq names its product olfactomedin-like 3a (gene olfml3a). Gene Ontology annotation, biological process: signal transduction. NCBI's taxonomy places the organism in Eukaryota, Metazoa, Chordata, Actinopteri, Cypriniformes, Xenocyprididae. Bases 250 to 1434 code for a protein of 394 amino acids. The transcript is spliced from 3 exons. The record is from RefSeq and is a predicted model, not a curated record.